Messenger RNA from [Torrubiella] hemipterigena, 1937 nucleotides. NCBI's taxonomy places the organism in Eukaryota, Fungi, Ascomycota, Sordariomycetes, Hypocreales, Clavicipitaceae. The record is from the annotation of a GenBank genome assembly.
GACAGACAGGCAGCGCAGUGUCAGUGCCACACAAAGCUCACCUAGCAACAGCAAAAUAAAACAUUAAAAAAAACGAUAGCGAUAGAAUCCGCGACAAAGGAAGAAGAAUAAGCAAUGGAAUACUGCUAAAUCCAAAAACGACUCUCCCUUUCUUCCGCUACGUCACGCUUGGAACGCACGCUCUCUAUUGUCCGCCGCAUGUUCCAGAUGACCACACAUCCCUUUGUCUCGCCCUCAGCCGGUCCCCUAAGACUACUAGCGACAAGGCCCGUACAGGUCUCUCUGCUCUAUCUGGCGUCACGCACUGCUAACAAAGGUUCAGUAGUACCCAGGAAUAGCAUGCCUUUGCGUACUCCAACCGUUGCAAACACCAUGUAACGCUACCUACCUACCUGCCGCAGCAACGGCCAAGGCUAGCCUGCCACUGGCCACCUGUUUAUCCAGAGACAAAGGCGAAACCAAACCAAGACCGUUUUUAGCAGAGAUUUUGUCUGGGCCAGCGUGUAUUUGCAUUGCAUUUGCUAGCUAGCGUUAGCUUUGGGCUGGGCUGGGCUGGGGGCGUGUGUGGCACCACACAUUUUCGACUAUUGGUUAGCGCAUAUCUCACACAGGUUACCUACCAUCACCAACUACCACCGCAACGAAAAGAAAAUUUCAGAGGCCAUCUGUUUCUCCUGUUCGUCAUCAUUGUAUUGCAUUGUCUUCUUCGUCUUCCCGCCCCCCCUGUGGCAACGUCGCAUCGCACUCCCUCCCCGCCACACACACGGUACAACUCCCAUCAAACGUAAUGUCUAUAUAAGUCCUCAUGCUCCCGUCAUGCGGCCUCUUUCUUCUUUACUCAACUCACUACCACCACCACCAUAAUAUAAGCCUAGCUUCAGCUCAUCUCUACCUCCUUCUACCACCAACUUCACCAAAUACAUACCGCCCACAAUGAAGACUGCUGCUCUCUUCCUCGCCGCCGCCGCUGCCACCCUCGCCGCCGCUGAGCCCCAGAAGGCCAUGCCCUCCGGCACCAAGAUCAACUGCGCCCGCCCCAACGGCUCCUACUGCAUGGGCGACGACACCAUCCUCAAGUGUGAUGGCAACGCUGAGGGCAUGCCCAUGAAGUGCGCCGACGACAUCAUGGCUAUGAGCCCCUCUGCCAAGGGCGGUGCCGCUACCUGCCGCGAGAGCUCCAAGGAGGCCGGUGAUGCCGCCUGCAUGAAGAACUGCGUCGUCUACGCCAGCCCCUCCAAGUACACUCUCGGCCCUGACCAGUGCACUCCCAGCUCUCCUGCCAGCUCCGCCCCCGGUGCCAGCUCUGCUCCCGCUAGCUCUCCCACCUCGCCCAACGGCUGCCCUGCUCCCAGCAAGCCCGCUAGCUCUGCUCCCAUGAGCUCUGCCCCCCAGAGCUCCAUCCCCGUCACCAGCCCUUACAGCAGCUCUCCCAAGUCUAACAUGCCUUCUUCCACCGGCCCCGUCACCGUCCCUACCGGUGCUGCUGCCUCCAACAACGCUGCUGGCGGUCUUGCUUUCGCCGGCAUGAUUGCUGCUUACUUCCUCUAAGCGAAGCUGCAGGCAGCUUUCCAACGGACAGGACGUGGCGAGCUUUCUUCUAGAUGAAGAAAUCCCCUGCCUGUAACCAACGAUUACGGUCACGAUAUACGAUUAUAUCUUUACCACUCUCAACUCUUUCUUUGCUUUCUGCGCAGCUCGGUCGACAAUCGACAAACCACAAUCCUUACAAUCUACAGGAAACUAUAAAAGCAAAGAAAAAAAAUUGAAAAUACAACUUGUCGCUCGAGUCGCUCAUGAAGGGAGAAGAAAAAAGACAAAACCUGAAGGAAGCGCCGUUGCUUGCCUUUGUGUACAACUUUUUUUUUUUUUUAGCUGAAGAUAGUCUACCGCUUUUUUAACUCUAAUAGAAACAAAGCCCUGUGCUUUAUUAUACCUUG